UCAAGUUUUCAUCAACUGGGAGGGGCCUCAAAAUCGUGGCAAAAUCUUCAACACAUGUGCAAGUUUUUGCCUUCACUGAAAAUAUUUCCAAACUACACACUUUCCACUUUCCACUACACUCUGCGAUUGCAUACCCAGCCAGAGUAGUAGUAGUAGUAGAGUGUUCUUUUUUGGGUGAAUGGAAAUGGCAACCUCUUCCUUCAUCCUAGGUUCAAAUUUCAAGUGCAUGUUCUCUUCGAAGAAUACUAAAAUUCUGUCUGGUUUUGGUGGAUUCAAACACCCAUACCCACAUGGGUUAUUCAGCAAAAGCUUCCAUUUUUACACACUGUCUCCUAGAAUGGUGGCAGGGAGAACAAAGAUGGUUUCUAAUGUGUAUGUUGGCAGGGACACAAGUAUCAGAAUCAGUAGCAAGAUGUUCACCGAAUUGGAUUCUUGUCUGGUGAUACCACCUACACCCUAUCGUGCCAAGCCAAGGGCUAUAGUCAAAUUCCUCGGUGGUGCCUUCAUUGGUGCUGUUCCUGAAGUUACCUAUGGGUACCUAAUAGAGUGUUUGGCAAAGGAAGGUUUUCUUGUUGUGGUGGUGCCUUACAAUGUGACAUUUGACCAUGCUCAAGCUGCUAAACAAGUGUAUGAGAAGUUUCACACUUGUUUGGAUACACUCCUUACAUCUGGGUUGCCUCAAGCCAAUUUGUCACCUGCUCAGCUUGGAGACCUUCCUCUUUUCUGUGUUGGUCAUAGCAAUGGUGCACUUCUUCAACUACUCACAGGAAGCUUAUUUUCUGAGAAAUUACCCAAGGCUAAUGCCAUAAUCGCAUACAACAAUAGGCCAGCAACGGAGGCAGUCCCUUACUUUGAGCAGUUGGGUCCUGCAGUCAGCCAGAUGAUGCCGGUUAUGGAAACAAAUCCUGUUUAUUCAAUAGCUAGAAAUGCAUCAGGAGACGCGUGGAAGAUGAUGCUGGAUUCUUUUGGAUCAAUUAUACAGGAAAGCGAGCAAGAACUUCUGAAUUCCUUAACUAAAUUUGUUGAUCAGUUACCAUCAGUAAUGAAUGAGAUUACACAAGGAGUAUCCGAGUUCAAGCCAACACCAUCUGAGAACCGUGAUUGCUUCAAAUGUUCAUACAAUGUUGAAAAUACAUUAUUGGUGAAAUUCAAUUCUGACGCAAUUGAUGAGACAGACAUUCUUGAAGAAACACUUAAACCUCGUGUGGAGUCUUUUGGUGGGACAUUGGAAAAAGUACUACUUAAUGGUAACCACAUUACAGCUUGCAUUCAGGAACCAAGAUGGCAAGUGGGUAAAUUGUAUACUCCAGCAGAUGCUGUUGCUCAAGUGCUUAAAUCUCUUUCUUUGAGUGAUACUAGAAUCCUUGCCAGAACCAUUAGCGACUGGUUCAGACGUUUUGAAGAUUGAAGUGCAAGGAAAGAUUUAUAUUGCUUGGAUAAAAAAUAAUGAGAUAUGAUAUUAGCUACUGGAACAGAGUCCAAAGGUGAUGAUUGAAGUCCUUUGUAGUGUAUAUAGCACAAAGGUUAAAUUGUGUCGCUGUACUUGUAUCAUUUAGUGGAUGUUGGAAAUACUUCUGCAAUCAUUUCUAAAGUCAAAAUCAAUUUUUAAGAGAAGCUUCUGUGAAUAGCUUCAGGAUGUUGGAAUUGAUUCAGGUGAAAAAGAAACAUUUACAUGUGCUUCUUUUACACCAAAUUUAUGUAUAAUUUCAGGCUGAAUAUUCUAUGAAGGGUUGAAAAUCUACCUAAA
Lotus japonicus is the source of this 1747-nucleotide messenger RNA. RefSeq lists its product as uncharacterized. Lineage: Eukaryota; Viridiplantae; Streptophyta; Magnoliopsida; Fabales; Fabaceae. The transcript is spliced from 9 exons. The record is from RefSeq and is a predicted model, not a curated record. Bases 179 to 1408 code for a protein of 409 amino acids.